This is a messenger RNA of Gallus gallus (chicken), 4073 nucleotides long. It is a transcript of the gene FRMD6, whose product is annotated as FERM domain containing 6. The transcript has 15 exons. The record is from RefSeq and is a predicted model, not a curated record. NCBI's taxonomy places the organism in Eukaryota, Metazoa, Chordata, Aves, Galliformes, Phasianidae. The coding region runs from base 386 to 2281 and encodes 631 amino acids. Gene Ontology annotation, cellular component: cytoplasmic side of apical plasma membrane; cytoskeleton. Gene Ontology annotation, biological process: positive regulation of hippo signaling.
GCAGAUCAGAGCUCCACUGUGAACCAACCGGCCGAUCCACGCAGACCGUGGCCACGCGCAGCCCUCGCACCGCCGGCCCCUUUGCCCGCAUUGCCGCAGCUUGGUGCACCCCUUUGCCGCAACACUGCUUGGCCAAAGCACGGGAGGAGCCGCGAUCCACGCCUCGCUGAGACCCAUGCGCUUCUUGGAAGGGCACCCCAACCUUCCCCCAUCCUCCUCCGAGCAGCCUUGCUGAGAUAGCCCUGAGCUCGCCAUGAAGCUGCUGAAGGAGCCCGACUCGUAGAUGUUCCCGGCUGCAGGGAUGGCGCCCGUGGGGACCAAGGCCGCCCCGUCCUGCCGGUGAGGUGCCUACCGCCCCCAGCCCAGCCCGGCCGUGCUGCCCACGAUGAACAAGCUGCCCUUCCACAACAACCGAGUCAUGCAGGACCGCCGCAGCGUGUGCAUCUUCCUCCCCAACGACGACUCCCUCAACAUCAUCAUCAACGUGAAGAUCCUAUGCCACGAGCUCCUCGUGCAGGUGUGUGACCUCCUGAGGCUGAAGGACUGCCACCUCUUUGGGCUCAGCGUCAUCCAGAACAAUGAGCACGUCUACAUGGACCUGGCCCAGAAACUCUACAAGUACUGCCCCAAGGAGUGGAAGAAGGAGGCCAGCAAGGUCAGCGGUGAGGUGUUGCAUGGAGAGAUGACGGCACUAAGGCCACCUCUGUCCCCGGCGCAGGGGAUCGACCAGUUUGGCCCCCCCAUGAUCAUCCACUUCCGAGUGCAGUACUACGUGGAGAACGGUCGGCUGAUCAGCGACCGCACGGCACGGUACUACUACUACUGGCACCUGCGCAAGCAAGUGCUGCACUCACAGUGUGUGCUGCGAGAGGAAGCCUAUUUCCUGCUCACUGCCUUCGCCCUGCAAGCUGACCUAGGAGACUUCAAGCGCAACAAGCACUAUGGGAAGUACUUCGAGCCUGAAGCCUAUUUUCCUGCCUGGGUGGUGGCGAAGCGGGGCCGGGACUACAUCCUGAAGCACAUCCCCAACAUGCACAAGGAUCAGUUUGCCCUGACGGCCUCUGAAGCCCACCUCAAGUACAUCAAGGAGGCCGUGCGGCUGGACGACGUGGCUGUGCACUACUACCGGCUGUACAAGGACAAGAGGGAGGUGGAUGCAUCACUGACACUGGGGCUGACAACGCGGGGCAUUCAGAUCUUCCAGAACCUGGACGAGGAGAAGCAGCUGCUCUAUGACUUCCCCUGGACCAACGUGGGCAAACUGGUGUUUGUGGGCAAGAAGUUUGAGAUCCUUCCUGACGGGCUGCCCUCGGCCAGGAAGCUCAUCUACUACACGGGCUGCCCGCUGCGCUCCCGCCACCUCCUGCAGCUGCUGAGCAGCAGCCACCGGCUGUACAUGAACCUGCAGCCCGUGCUGCGGCAGGUCCGCAGGCUGGAGGAGAACGAGGAGAAGAAGCAGUACCGCGAGUCGUACAUCAGCGACACGCUGGACCUGGACAUGGAUCAGCUGGAGAAGCGCUCGCGGGCCAGCGGGAGCAGCGCCGGCAGCAUCCGGCACAAGCGCCUGUCCCGACACUCCACCACCAGCCACAGCAGCUCCCACACCUCGGGCAUCGAGGCUGACCCCAAACCCCGGGACAUGGGACCCGAGGACGCCGGCGUUCACCGCAAGCUGAAGACCUGCAGCUCCAUGACCAGCCACGGCAGCUCCCACACCUCCGGGGUGGAGAGCGGGGGCAAGGAGCGGCUGGAGGAGGAUCUGCAGGAUGACGAGAUUGAGAUGCUGGUGGAUGACCCGCGGGAGCUGGAGAGAGCGGGCGAGCUGGCGCUGGAGGUGAGCCCCGACAUGUGUGUGUACAUCACCGAGGACAUGCUGCUGUCACGCAAGUUCAACGGGCACUCAGGGCUGAUCGUAAAGGAGCUCAGCUCCUCCACCUCCAGCUCCUCAGAGACGGUGGUGAAGCUCCGUGGGCAGAGCACCGACUCCUUACCGCAGACGGCGUGCAGGAAACCCAAAACGUCCACGGACCGGCACAGCCUGAGCCUGGACGACAUCCGGCUCUACCAGAAGGACUUCCUGCAGCUGGCAGACCUGUGCCAGGACACGGCGCAGAGCUUCACCUUCGGCUGCAGCCACGGCCUGGGCGACGACGGCCUCUACUGCAACGGCUGCCUGGCCCGGCAGUGCCUCAACAUCCAGGAGGGAUUCCCCGCCAAACGGACCAGCAAAUACUUCUCACUGGACCUCACCCACGAUGAAGUCCCUGAGUUCGUCGUCUGAGGGCGCUGGGGACGGCACCGGCUGCUGCCCAGGGGGGUCCGGGCCCCGCCGAGCCCCAGUGCGGCCUACCCCACCCCUCCCCGCCGUGGGGACGGCUGAGCUCAGAGCGGGGCCGGGGGAUGGGAUGGGUCCCUCGGCGUCCUUCUGCCUCUGGAAGUCGACGUGUGUGCAUGAAUCGUCUUAUCUCACCUCGGAGAAGCACGAGGCUCUCGUCCAGCCGAAGCCAAGCCGUGGGUUCCCCAGUGGCAAAGAUGGGGGUUCUCCCCAGCCCGACCCCUGUCUUUGGCAUUGCCACUGCCUGCUGGGAAGAAAAGGCCAGACUGCUGUGUCCAAGCCAAGCCAAAGAGAUGUAAAUACCCCAAAGGCCAGUAUGGGAAGCGAGAAUUAAGCAAUAAGCACCAGGGAUGUCUGUGCAUGGGGGAACGACGCUGGAGCCCGGCUCUGAGCGGUGCUGCUCGGGGGCUUCGUGGAGCUUUGCUGUACAAAAACGAAACCAAAAAUACCCAAAAAAAGGCAAAGGAGAGUGGAGAACGUCAUCUGUAAUCGUGCCACAGUAGUGCUUCCCCAUAUCUAGAAGUCACAUAUAUAAAUGUAUCAAAGCACGUAUGUUUAUAUAUGUCUGGAUCUUACAGACCCAUUUCGUUUUAUCCCCAAACGCCUUUUAUACAAAGGAUACGCCUCUCUCCGACGAAGCAUACAGACAAUCAAUCACUUGUAUUCCAAAGCACUACGGGGAGAAAAGACGGACCUUCCUUCUUGAGGAGAACACGUAUGCAACUGCCCCGGGAGCGCAGCUCUGCCCGGCGUGGCCCCGCAGAGCUCCCCACGCACCCUUCAGCCCCGAUGGGUCCCCGAGCUCUGCCCAGUGGUGGCGAUGUGUGCCCGGGAGGCAGCCGGGGCGUAACGCUGCCGGUACCGCAGGGUGCGAUGCAAUGAUCACAGCACAAUGCCUUUUUCAUUCGUGUUUUUAACGGCCAAAGUUUUACCGUAUUUUGAUAUACCACCUUUUCUUUUUUCUUUUUUUUUUCCUUUUUUUUUUUAACUGGAAAGUUUUCUUUUAUAUAUAUAUAUAUAUAUAUAAAUAUAUAUAUAUUGUUUUAUAAAUAAGCACAACCUUAUUUUUCUAAGGAACGUUGGGGAGGGGAGGGGGGAUCGGUGCCCAAAGAAAGCAGAGCAGAGCUGUGUUCAGCAGCGCCGGUGAUGUGUGUGCCGAGAGGGGGUCCGUGGAGGUCCCUUCCAACCCAAAGCCAUUCAGUGGUUCUGUGAUCCAAGGGAAUCUCCCGCUCUGGUUUUGGGGGUCCUCCUGAAGCACCCCAAAGCCCCAUGGGCAGGGGACGGCUCUGACACCGCAUCUCAGGGUGGGAUGUGGGGUGGGCAGGAGGAUCCCCUGCACUCAUCCCCCCUCUGCGGGGGCAGAGAUGCACAAACCGUUGCUCAGCGCUGCUCAGUGAUGCUGGCAGAUCCCCCAGCCCCAAAGCCAGGCUGUGGGAUACAGAGAUGCUGUUCAUGCUGCACGUGCCCGGGAUGGGACGGGUGUUGGUGGCCUUUGGUACCGCUGGUCCUUCAGCAAUAAGGAGCUGUGUGUCUGUGCAAACUGAAUCGUCCUUUCUGUGAAAGGAUCUUCCUAUCGGGACAGCGUGAGAGCAAGUGGCUGUGCUGCAAAAUUAAAAGCCAAAAAUGACAGCUGAAAGCGUAGGGAACCCCCAGAGCGACGUGGUUUUGUAACAGUGACCUUUGCUGUGUGCCUUGGGCGGUACGGCCAGAAAUGACAAUAAAGUGACUGCUGUUUGCA